Messenger RNA from Humulus lupulus (European hop), 1856 nucleotides. RefSeq lists its product as uncharacterized. The record is from RefSeq and is a predicted model, not a curated record. Gene Ontology annotation, molecular function: protein binding. Bases 483 to 1856 code for a protein of 457 amino acids. Lineage: Eukaryota; Viridiplantae; Streptophyta; Magnoliopsida; Rosales; Cannabaceae. The transcript is spliced from 5 exons.
AGCGUUUUUUCUUUCUUUCUCCUUCUUGCAUUAAAUUCAGCUCUGGCCUUUAAAUCUUGCAUAUUCAAGCUGAGAAUCACUUGCACACUCACAAUCAAUUCUACUCCGGACUUCAAACCAAACAUUUUAUGCUAAUCUAAGGGUAAAACUGGAUUGAAAAGGAAGAGCUUCCUCACAAGAAACUUCUACAGAGAUCUCUGUUCAGUUUUCGUGCGGGUUAAGGUCAGCCACUACUUCCAGCACUACUUCUUUUAUCUAUUAUCUAUUGUUAGAAACUAUUUCCAUUUUCAACUUAACAAAACAAAUACUUUGGAUGUUCAGAGAUUUUCUAUGGUGACCUCGUGUAUUUUACAACAUGAUUUGGUUAUUGGGUUCUUGAGUUUUUGGUAUACUUUGUCCUAUGAACAAACAAGUUUUUUUAGUACACCUAUUUAUUUGAUGUCAUUUUAAGUAAUUAGUUUUGAUAGAAAGCUUUGUCCAUCAUGGCAGAAAUGGCGAGUUUUUGUGAUUUGCCAAGUGAAAUAGUGGAGAAAAUCAUGUUGUGGGUACCUGCCGAUUCUCUAGUGCAAUAUAAAUCUGUGAACAAGUUUUGGUAUUCCCUUAUCUCGGCUUUCAUCAAUGACCCGGAAUUUGUAGCCAAGCAUCUCCUUAUUACCAAAAACCAGUCCUCUACAUCCUUAUUUUUCAGACGGCCUUCCCCACAUGACGAUACUUACUUAAUCACAUACCCAUUGUUGACAAUAAUCUAUGAUGAGAACAAUCAUUUUAUAACUGUCACAGAAGCCUUUAGUGUACCACUUAUUCGUAAUGAGAGGUGCAAGGACAUGAAUCGAACGUAUGAGGUUUAUCACUGUGAUGGACUCAUUUUGCUAAUAAAUGAUGUUGGGACAAUGAUGUUAUGUAAUCCUGCUUUGAAAGAAUUCAUGAUUCUCCCAGAACCAAAGAACGUUAAAACUGAAGGGCCUUAUCCUGAUAUAGGAUUUGAACUUGACUCUAUAUACAAUGAUUACAAAUGUGUAGCCAUUUGGCGUAGUGUCAAAUACAAAGUUGAGGUAUACACAGUGGUUUCUGAUUCUUGGAGAGAGAUCAACAUGUCUCAAGGCAUAAUGGAUGCUAUCUCGAAUGCUGUACUAUGCGAUGGUUUAUGUUGGGGAGGUGUUUGUUUCUGGUUUGUGGCAUAUGGUGGUGUAUAUGAAAAUAUUCUUAGUUUCAAUAUGAGCAAUUGGGUCAUUACAAGCAAUGAGGAAUUCCAUCUCAUAGAUUUGCCAGAUGUUGAAGAUUUGGCCCUUGACUCUAAUUAUUCUCUCCGGUUUUCAGUGUGGAAUGAUUCAGUUGUGAUUUGUUUGACCCCCGAUGACAACAUCUUUAUCUUCACGAUGGAUGAAGCCGUAGCAGUUUCUUUUUCUGUGAACAACAGCAAUGCUUCAAUUCAAAUUCUGACUAGGUCCAACUAUAAGAAGUGGAAACGAGAUGUGGAUUUUAGUUUGGGAAUCAUGGACUUGGACCUAUGCAUGCGUGAUGAUCAACCUGCUACUCUUAUUGAUGCGAGCACUACUGCCCAGAGAACUCUCCAUGCACAAUGGGAAAAAGUUUUAACUAAUGUGGGAAAAUUGUAUAACAUUGGUGAGAAUGCUAAAACUGGAUCUCUUAUGGAUGAGAUUCAAACCAUCAAGUAUGAUGAAACUAAAGGAGUGAAGGACUUCAUUCUGAAAAUUGUCAAUGAUCAGUCAAAGCUAAAAGAUCGUAAGAUUUCUCUACCUAAUUCUUAUAUUAUUCAUCAUGCUCUCAAUGCUCUUCCUGCAUCUUUCAGUCUUAUUAAGACAUCCUACAACACUUAUAAUAAACAUGGAGCAUAA